Molecule: messenger RNA, 606 nt
Organism: Mesorhabditis belari
Lineage: Eukaryota; Metazoa; Nematoda; Chromadorea; Rhabditida; Rhabditidae
Source: the annotation of a GenBank genome assembly
AUGUCACAAGAUUCAUUAGUGCUGUCGCCAAUUUUGGGUGGAUAUUUACUUCAGAAGCCAUUUCGACCUGAAUGUCCAAUUUGUCAAGAUGAAUAUUCGGACAAAGUCGAUAACAAGAAAUCGUUUAUUUUCCUUUAUUUCUUAAACGAAUUGCCUGAAAUGACUCGUCAACUAGAAGAAAUGGAUAAAACGGGAUAUCGUUUUUGUGAGGAAUGCAAGGGAUUGGAUGUUGUCGACAGAAUGUUUCGCUGCAACGGAUGCGUGUUGAAGCUUUGCGGCACUUGCACUCACAGAAGACAUCGAUCACACGAAACGAUGACUCUUUUAGAAAAUGAGGUUAAUCAAAUGUCGGAGAAGCUUCGUUGUGUUUCAUUUGAUGAGAUCAACAAGUCGGUGUUUCCGGUUCUUCACAAUGAACUUAUUAAUGAUAUCCACUUAUUUGAGGAGAAAUUUAUUAACCAAGUCGAUACUCUUACGACUGUUGUUACUUACGAAGGAUUGCAGAAGGAUCACAAAGAGUGCAUGAAGCUGAAGACGGACUUUGAGGCGUGCUCAGAAGAAUAUAUGCGAGAGUUACUCAAAUACGACGCAAAGAUUAAGGUGGGC